Messenger RNA from Alligator sinensis (Chinese alligator), 3786 nucleotides. Its product is annotated as repulsive guidance molecule A-like. Gene Ontology annotation, biological process: BMP signaling pathway. Bases 1217 to 2452 code for a protein of 411 amino acids. Gene Ontology annotation, cellular component: plasma membrane. The record is from RefSeq and is a predicted model, not a curated record. Lineage: Eukaryota; Metazoa; Chordata; Crocodylia; Alligatoridae. Gene Ontology annotation, molecular function: coreceptor activity. The transcript is spliced from 8 exons.
AGGAUUUGGAAGUAUCGGGGGUGGAGGAUGCUUGCCGGUAGCAGGGCUCUUGAAGGAUUCACAUGGAUUUUGGAACGGAUUUGGCUGAUUGGACUUGGGACACGAAACAUUUUCAACCCCACCCCAAAAAAAACCCCUGAGUCCCUGCAGCAGGGAGCAGCUGAAUGGCCCCCAGGGGCAAUAAAACCCAGUGCCCCGUCUCCAGCCGGCAGCCAGGCCCUGGCCCCCUGCGUCCCAGCUCUGGCUGCAUCGUUAACACCAGCAGCCUGCGUCGGCCACUGACAAGAGCCUUUCUGUGGAGCCCGUUCCCGGGAAUGGAGCCAGUCGCACCUGAAGCCGAUUAGGGCGGUUAAUCCUGGCUCAUAAAGCCCGGUCUCCCACAAUGCCCCGCACUUUGCUUUGCAGGCUCCACUGAAGGCCCUUUAUGGCUCGUUUAUAGGCGGGAGCAGGCAGGAUGUUUCCCCGCAUCAGCCUCGCUCCCCCGAGCUGAUCCGGGCAGCCCCUGGCCGGACUGGGCAGGCCUGAAUCCGGGUGAUGCUGAGAGCAGCCUGGAGGGUGUUUGCACAGGACCCUGGUGAUCCCACCUGUCGGGGUCUGCAAGGACCCGGGCCCCUGGUGCCAGAAGCACCCUUCGCUGAAGCAAUUUGCAGCAGACAGGCCUAUGCUGAUGUCCCGGACUGCAGGUUGGGGAAACUGAGGCACAGAAAGUGAGUCGCUCGGCUGAGCAGGACUCUCCUUGCAGCCGCUUCUCCUGGAGGCAUCGAGGCCAUUGCACAUUGCUUCUGUGCUCUCAACGCCCGUUGUUUGCUGGCACCUUGGAUGCACGGAGUCGGAGGAGGAAAGAGCCCGACUUGAACGUAGAGGGGUCAGGAAUGAAGUCCUGCAAAAAAACCCCCAAAACAGGAAAGGCCCUGGGCAUGCUACCUUGCCUCUUCAGACCAGGUAGUCUUCGAGAGAGGGGACGAUGCACACGGAGGGCACCCGGCACAGGAGAAACCCAACCUCUGGGCGUCUCUUUGGGCCCUACAAGUAAAUUGAACUAGCCGCUACCACCCGGAGGUAGACUGGACCUGACAGCCUCCAUUUUUGCCCAGCCAACCCGGAGGAACCGGAGAGACGCAGCCACUCAGCGCACAGCCCAGGCCGGAGCGAAAGGCGGCACCACAGGGAAGCCUUGGCCCCUUCCUCCCUUCGGAAGCAGGGCAGCGCAGCCACGAUGCUACAGCCCCGGAUAUCAUCCAGGUGCUUCGCUGCGCGGGUGCAAGGAGCUGCUUGGAGGUGGCAGAAAGUGCAUUGCCAACAGUGCCGGAUCCAGCGCUGCAACGCCGACUACGUGGCCGCCACGUCGCCGAGCCAUGCCUUGCCGGAGGAGAUGCUGCCGGACGUGGAUUACUGCAUCGCCUUGCGGGCCUAUUCCGUGUGCACCCGGAAGACAGCCAAGUCCUGCCGCGGGGAUCUGGUGUAUCAUUCUGCCGUCUUUAGGAUAAAGGAACUCUUUGCACAGUACAACUGCUCCAGUGACGGGCCCACGUCCUCGGCCAAAGCCCCCCGCACGCCGGACCCUCUGCUCUCCGAGCUCUGCAACUAUGAGAGCAGGUCUGGCUUUCAGAAGAGGUUUGCCCAUUGCGGGUUGUUUGGGGACCCUCACUUACGGACAUUCAAGGACGAGUUCCAGACGUGCAAAGUGGAAGGAGCGUGGCCGCUAAUAGACAAUCAGUACCUCUCGGUCCAGGUCACCAAUGUCCCCGUGGUUCUGGGAUCCAGCGCCACGGCCACCAGCAAGAUCACCCUGAUCUUUAAGAGCUACCAGGGCUGCACGGAGCAGAAGGUUUACCAGGCCACCACCGAGGACCUGCCCCUGGCGUUCAGUGACGGCACAAGGAACGGGGGGCAGCAGGAGGGAGCCGGCAGCCUGCGCAUCCUGGAGAAGCCGGACACGCACCAGGUGGAGAUCCAAGCCCACUACAUCGGCAGCACCAUCAUCAUCCGCCAGGUGGGCCGCUACCUCACCUUCGCCAUCCGCGUGCCCGAGGAGACCCUGAGCCUCGCCGAGGAGGGCACCGGCCUCCAGCUUUGCCUGCACGGCUGCCCCAAGAGCGAGCUGAUCCAGGAGCACCGGCUGAGCCUGGGCAACGUCGGCCCGCUCUGGCCGGGCUCCCGCUGGGCCUACACGGUGGAAAUGGCCACGAAGCAGUGCCGCCACAUGCUGCAGGUGGAGGAUGUGUAUUUCCAGUCCUGUGUCUUUGACCUGCUCACCACAGGGGACCCUGAGUUCUCCGUGGCAGCCUACGGGGCCUUGGAAGACCUGAAGGCCUUGUACCCCAGCAGACUCAAGCUGCACACGGUCUCCAAGACUGUCAGCGUGGCAGGGAGUGCCCCGGGGCCCAGGCAGCCUCCUGCCACUCUGCUCUGUUGUGCCCUUGCCUGUCUAACACUGCUGCGGUGGUGCUAACAGCGGCGGUCUGACUGUGGUGGGAUCUGGCACGGGAAGAGAGCAUUGCCAGGCACUGGCCUUUCUUGCAGCAGAGUGGACAGGUCAAAGUCUCCUCCUCCCGCAAAACCAGGUGCUGGGUCCAGCUGAUCCCCCACUCCGGCCUUGGCAGAAGGUAAAGCGUGGGUUGCUUAGGCAUGCUGGUUUCCAGGCACCAACCACUACUGGCCUGUGGGCAUUCGGAGGGGACCUGUCCCUCCACUUGUUUGGCAGAGGUGCCAGAUGCCAGCAGAGAGGCCUUCUCCAGGGACCUGCCCAGGGCCUUGGCUGAGGAGCCAACAGAAGUGUCCAUUUGCCAACCAGGAGUGUCUCUGCAGGUGACUUGCACAGGCCUCUCUGCCACCCUCUGCCUGCCUUGCUCGCUCAGCCCAUGGCAGUGCCUGGCCGACCCCAUCCAGCGUGUAUCCUGCUGGUUUCGUCCACCUCUGCACCACAGCAAAGUCCCCGGUUGUGGGGCAGGCCUGGCCUGGGUGCAGUGCUGGGAGCGGCCUCUUGUGCCCGCUGCCACAGGCGUGACUGCAGGAAAGUGCCAUGCUACGCUGUGCCCGGGAGAGGGCACGGAUGCGGAGAAGCAGGGACAGCAACUGCUUUAACCCGGCGCCUCCUCUCCAUGCUCACGAGAGAAGCGCUUGGUGUGAGCGGUGCUUGGGGGAAGUGGUGGUAGAGGACCCCAACUCCUGCUUGAUCUAUGCCAGACGUCUCCCGCAUGCAGCAGUAGCCACCGCACGCACCUCCACUUGCCUUCUGGCCCCUCUGAGCUGCAGGGAACCGGGCACGCGGCUUCUCUGUAUAAUAUAUUUGCUGCCCAGAUGUGUAUAUUUCUGCUUGCCAGCCUGUAAAUGUGUCUGUACAUGCUGUACAGUGGGAGCCCCUCUGGUGCUGUAUGGUUGUGAACUUUGCAAACCCUUGUUAAUAGCAUUUUAAUCUCUAUUUUAAUUAAAAAAUACCAAACUAACCCAUGUUGCUGCAAGGGUCGGUGUUCUCCUAGGGGGUGCUGAAUGGUCUGGCGGCCCUCGGCUUCCCUGCACUACCGGAGUCCUGCUGGCUGUAGAUCAGGGGUGUCCAACUGGGCCCCCAGGUCCACUCCUGACCCAUUUCCUGGUGUGGCAACAGGGUGAGUGGUGCUGUCAGCUUAGGGAGCCACAGGGAUUACCACGGCUGUUGUCCCUUUGCUGCCAAUGUUCAUCCCCAAGGGGGCUGUGGACCCCAGAACUUGGAGGUGGGCUGCACCCCUGAAUUCCCAGCCCUACCAGGAGCCCUGUGGGCUGGAUGACCCAGCACCAAGGGCUGGCUCC